This is a messenger RNA of Trypanosoma rangeli, 300 nucleotides long. RefSeq lists its product as uncharacterized. The transcript has a single exon. The coding region runs from base 1 to 300 and encodes 99 amino acids. The record is from RefSeq and is a predicted model, not a curated record. NCBI's taxonomy places the organism in Eukaryota, Euglenozoa, Kinetoplastea, Trypanosomatida, Trypanosomatidae.
AUGAUUGCUAGUGCUGGGUGGUGUGGGGCUGCCGUGCGGUUUGCUUCCCUCUUCUUGUGGUUGCAGCUGAAGGGCAGCUGGGAUGCUGGUGGGAGGGGAGCUGAAGGCGAGCAGCGGGCUUUUGUGUGGCGCAUCUUUUCCCACGCGCCCUGCAGCCGCAGCCGUUUGGGCAGCUUCCCCGGAAGGGCACCUUGUGCGGUUGCUGUGUCGUCUUUGGGUGCCGCCUCCGUGGCGACCGGAGAGGUGCGCGUGCGGGGGUUUGGAGUGCCUCGCAGAGUGCCGCAGCCGCGCAUUUUUUGA